UCCCCGCAAUCUACCGCAGCAUCUACUAAAUAUCAUACCCCUUUUUGUAUUAAAUUUCUUUGAGCAAAAACAAAAGAAAAAGACCGACUUUUAUUCAUACUUAUACAAACAGUCAUGGCAUCGCAGUCAUACUACGAGCUUUUGGAGGUCGAAAUCUCGGCCACUGAUGCCGAGAUCAAGCGCUCUUACAGGAAAUUGGCAAUGAAGUAUCAUCCUGACAAGAACCCAGAGGGUGCCGAACAGUUCAAGGAUAUCAGCCACGCAUACGAGACACUCAGCGACCCCGACAAACGCGCCGCAUACGAUCAGUACGGAUCAGAGGGCCCACACCGCGGCCACCCAUUCGACGGAUUUUAUGACGGCGGUGAUAUGGACGGCAUGGAAGACAUGUACGCAAACUUCUUUGGUGGCGGCGGCGGCGGCGGUGGACGGCAAAGAGCACCGCAGGUUGAAAGACAUGCGCUCUCUGUCACCCUGGAGGAACUGUUCCGCGGAAAGAAGAUUCGCAUGAAGCUGACGCGCUCAGUGCCCUGCAAGGUGUGCAAGGGCCUGGGUGGCAAAAAGUCAGUGCUCAAGGACUGCUUCGAGUGCUCCGGAAAGGGGUUCCGUAUAGCCACACAGCAGGUGGGCCCAGGGCUUUUGUCGCAGAUGCAGGUCAAGUGCAAUGGGUGCAAGGGAUCGGGGAAGAUUAUUCCCGAGAAGAGCCGGUGCCGCAAGUGCAAGGGCGAGUGUGUUGUUGAUGAGAACGAUACCGUGGAGGUUGUCAUUAAGCCUGGAGAGCUGAACAACGCACAGAUUGUGCUCAAGGGCAAGGGCGACCAGAAGCCGGGUAUGGAUCCACUUGAUCUAAUUUUUGUCAUUAACCAGAAGGCUCAUGGCGUGUUUACCCGCGACAACGCUGAUCUGACGACAACUGCCGAGAUUGAUUUGGCAGAGGCCCUGUGCGGGUUCUCCAGGGUGCUUCUGACGCACUUGGAUGGCCGCGCCAUCGAGGUCACGCACAAAGCUGGCGCCAUUCGGCCUGGCGAUGUGCUGUUCAUUAAGGGCGAGGGCAUGCCGGUCGCGGGUAAGUCCGGUAGCCGCGGAAAUCUGUAUAUCAAGAUCAAUAUCAAGUUCCCGGCUCAGGGCUGGAAGCCCGAUGUGACCGCGCUCAGAUCGUUGCUGCCCGAAACGAAAUGGCCUAAGGUCACGCCGAGCACUGAUGCCGAGACAGGGACUGUCGCUGGUGUGGCCAUCACAACCCAGGAGUUUGAAAGGCGCGUUGAUCGCGACAUCCCUGAGCCUGAAGACGAGUACGCCUAUAGUGGGCACGAACAUGCUGUGCCCGAGUGCAACACGCAAUAGUUCCCCCAAUAGUGCCGCUGUUUAUCUGCAUAUAUUUUUCUUCCUUUUAAUACAAUAUACAAAAAAUACAAUGUAGAACUACUGAUGCCA
Kickxella alabastrina is the source of this 1434-nucleotide messenger RNA. RefSeq lists its product as uncharacterized. Gene Ontology annotation, cellular component: cytoplasm. Bases 115 to 1344 code for a protein of 409 amino acids. The record is from RefSeq and is a predicted model, not a curated record. The transcript has a single exon. Gene Ontology annotation, biological process: protein refolding; response to heat. Gene Ontology annotation, molecular function: ATP binding; Hsp70 protein binding. NCBI's taxonomy places the organism in Eukaryota, Fungi, Kickxellomycota, Kickxellomycetes, Kickxellales, Kickxellaceae.